Cyanistes caeruleus (blue tit) is the source of this 822-nucleotide messenger RNA. The record is from RefSeq and is a predicted model, not a curated record. Lineage: Eukaryota; Metazoa; Chordata; Aves; Passeriformes; Paridae.
GAGGUGGCAGCAUGGCUGAGCAGGACACAGCCACAGGCUGCCCAGGUGGGAAGCAGCAGCAGCAGCCAGCUUUCACCUGGGAGGUGAGGGCCAACGACCGUGGCUACCACAGGCAGUGCAAGAAGAAAUCUGUCUUCUGCCUGAGCAAGAGGAAAUACUCGGGCAAUGCCAUCAGGACAGCCAAGUACAACCUGCUCACCUUCCUGCCCCUCAACCUCUACGAGCAGUUCCACCGCAUGGCCAACGUCUACUUCGUCUUUGUCAUCCUCCUCCAGACUUUUCCUGAGAUCUCCACGCUGCCCUGGUACACUCUGCUGUUCCCCCUGAGCUGCCUUCUCAUCAUCCGGGGGCUUCGAGACCUCAUUGAUGACAUUGGCCGUCACCGCAGUGACAGGAAAAUCAACAGCAGGCCCUGUGAAAUCCUGGAUGGGAAGAGCUUCCGCUGGCAGAAGUGGCGCGACAUCUGCGUCGGGGACAUCGUCCGGCUGCGCAAGGACAGCGUCGUGCCGGCUGAUCUGCUCCUGCUGUGCAGCUCCGAGCCCAGCAGCCUGUGCUAUGUGGAGACCGCUGACAUUGAUGGGGAAACAAACCUGAAGUUCAGACAGGCCCUUCUGGUGACCCACCAGGAGCUGGGGAGCGAGGAGAGCAUGGCUGCCUUCGAUGGGCGGGUGAUGUGCGAGGAGCCCAGCAGCCGCAUGCUCACCUUCUCGGGCGCGCUGCGCUGGCGGGGCCGCAGCCACGGGCUGGACAGCGGCCGGAUCCUCCUGCGGGGCUGCCGCGUCCGGAACACCGCGCUGUGCCACGGGCUGGUGCUGUACGCGG